This is a messenger RNA of Spathaspora passalidarum NRRL Y-27907, 3559 nucleotides long. RefSeq names its product Sas3p (gene SAS3). The coding region runs from base 1 to 2304 and encodes 767 amino acids. NCBI's taxonomy places the organism in Eukaryota, Fungi, Ascomycota, Pichiomycetes, Serinales, Debaryomycetaceae. Gene Ontology annotation, biological process: regulation of DNA-templated transcription. Gene Ontology annotation, molecular function: histone acetyltransferase activity. The transcript has a single exon. The record is from RefSeq and is a predicted model, not a curated record.
AUGGUGCUGCAUCUAUUGAGUCUGCUCAAAAUUACCAACAAUCAUGUCUACUCCAAUAUAACUCCAGUGGACUUGGAUAAACGGAGUUAUCGUGAACGAGCAGUCAAUGACUAUUCGUUAAAGCAUAUGAUAGACGCCACUCGGCAAUAUAAUGGCAGCGACAAUAGUAAUCAUAGAGUACGACAUUCUUCCAGGAGCCCAGUGCGGCAGAUUCAGGAUGCAAACCACUUUUGGGUUACUAUUAAGUUGAAAAGUAGAAAGAAGAAACAAGCUAGACCACGAUCACAGGAGAAACAGACGCAAGAACAAGAACUUAACGGAAUGGAAGAAAUCCAGUUGCCGUACCAAGGUAUACUACGAUAUCCUGAUUGUAUUAUAAACGGUACUGACCCAACUCGAGAAGACCGGGUUAAGUUUGAGAGGUAUCUAGAAGAAGGAACCAUACUCCGAACAAAAGUCACCACAAGAGCGCCAUCAGAAAUAGAAAGCAACGAAGAAUCAACACCUGCACCGGUAUCUGCCGUGACUUUCCGAUCCAAGAUCAACCGAAUCAUGUUUCGUGAUUAUGAAAUAGAUACGUGGUAUACUGCGCCAUACCCAGAGGAGUUUUCCCAAUCGGAAGUGCUUUACAUCUGCGAAUACUGUUUGAAGUAUAUGAAUUCACCUAUGUCUUAUUCUAGACACCAAUUGAAAAACUGCAACUUUUCAAACCAUCAUCCACCAGGGUUGGAAAUAUAUCGAGACCUAAGCACAAACAUUGCAAUUUGGGAAGUCGACGGACGGAAAAAUAUCAACUAUUGCCAAAAUUUAUGUUUGUUAGCUAAGUUAUUUCUUAAUUCGAAGACGUUGUAUUAUGAUGUGGAGCCAUUCAAUUUCUACGUCCUUACGGAAAUCGACGAGGUGAAUCCUAGUAAAUAUCAUUUUGUGGGGUAUUUCUCAAAGGAAAAAUUGAAUAAUUCUGAUUAUAACGUUUCUUGUAUUUUGACGCUACCCAUUUAUCAAAGAAAAGGGUAUGGGAAUUUGCUUAUCGAUUUCAGUUAUCUAUUAAGUAGGAAUGAGUUUAAGUAUGGUACUCCCGAGAAACCAUUGAGUGAUUUAGGAUUAUUGAGUUACAGAAAUUAUUGGAGAAUUACAACUGCUCAAAAGUUGAAGGAAUUGUAUAUGAAAUAUCUUGCGGCACAGACUGAGAAUACCCAAAUUGAGGGGGAAGCCAACAGCACUGAAGCAAGGACGAAGAACAACCCAACUGAUGUUUCGAUAACAAUUGAAACACUUUGUAAACUCACUGGAAUGACCCCAUCAGACGUGAUUGUCGGUCUCGAGCAGUUAAAUUCAUUGUACAAGAACCCAACCACUAACAAGUAUGCUAUUGUAUUAAACCUUAAUCGAAUCAACUAUGAAAUAAAUAAAUGGGAAGCGAAAGGGUAUACCAAACUAGAUUAUGAUAAAUUAUUAUGGAAACCUAUGCUUUUCGGCCCAAGUGGUGGUAUAAACUCGGCACCGGCAUUAUUACCUCCACCUUCUUCAACAUCACCAAAGCCUAAUCAGGUGGUGACACAUAAUAGCAUUUCAUUACUUUCGAACUUUUUGAAAGAUGAUAUAAAUAAUCCAUACACGUUUGAAGAGGAAGGAUAUAAGGAGAUUGAACUUUACCAGGACAUGAACAAGGAUAAUAGGGAUAAAACUGAGGAUUCUCUUGAUGAGUACGUUGUUUGUUAUCCUGGUAUUGUACAUAAGCGGAAGAAUGUAAUUUCCAAACUUAAUGAAGUAAGGGAAGGUGGUGAAGAAGUGGCUGAGGAAAAUUAUGAGGAAUUGUUUGCUGAUAUCGAUGCUGAGUCAGUAGAUGACGAAGAGCCUGAUUUCGAAGAGUAUGACGAGGAUGAAGAGGAAGAAGAGGUAGAAGAAGAGGUAGAAGCAGAGGUAGAGGAGGAGGAGGAGGAGGAGGAUGAGGAUGUAGUCAUAAAUAAGCCACGGCCAAGUUCUAGACCAAGCAGACUUAUCAAAGUAACAGAGGAACCAGAAGAUGAAUAUGAAGAUGAAUUUGAUUCAGAAUCUGACGGGUUUAGUGAGCUUAAAUAUCGCCUACCUCCUAGAAAGAGAAAGACAGUCAGUGUUCUAUUACCACCUCCAGGACAAAGAAAAAGAGGUAGACCUAGAGGAACGUUCAAAAUCUCCAAGCCACCACCACCAGUAAAGCAACCAUCGCUGGAACUGGAAUUACCUGAACGGAGAUUGAGAAGAGUGGCAACGCCAGACGUUGACAAUUCAUCACCUCCCAGAAGAUCAACAAGACACAGGCACUAGAAUAUAUAGAAAAAGUCUAUGUAAUUAUGUAUUAUAUUGUAAUAUUACCCCGUUUUAAACAAUUUACAAGAAUUUUCAAAGAUUAAAUCUAUAAAGCUUUCAAUCUCCUUCUCUUGUUUGAUACCGUGGAUAGUACAAAGAAUCUCAGCAACAUGUCCAACAUUAACUGGUUCAUUACGGGAUACAAUCAUUGGAUGAGCAUACAUGCCUACUUUAGUAUCUAUGUCAGCAUUAGGUAAGUUUUCUAAUGAACUUUGCACAAACUGUCUGUGUUUAGCAUAAUGCUCUUUCUUUAUGGCUGGGAAGGGUAAGUUUUCCGCAAGUUUAAACAUUGGGCCACCAUUCUUUUUGGACUUUUUAGAAUCUUGAACUUCUUGUGGUUCUUCUGGUACCGUGGUUUUGAUAUCUGGAUAGAACUUGUUUGGAUAUGAUGAGAUGUACUUAUAUGAAGCAUGGCUCUUUCUAAUUUCACACCACGGAGCAUCUGUUUCAAUGAGCAAUCUAUCAAUUGGGAUCUUGGAUGCAACUUGAACAUUCUCUUCUGUCUUUAAUGAACAUCCAUUUAUUCCAAUAUAGAAUCCCAAACCUAAGAGCUUAUUUAAUUCUUCUUCAGUACCUGUAAAUGAAUGCACAACACCGUUACCUUUUCUUAUCGAACCAGCCUCUAUGAAUGGCUUGAUUAUAGACACAAAAUCAUCACAGGCAUCACGCAUGUGGAGAAACAAGGGUAAAUCCAAAUGUUUCAAUUGUGCAUGAACUUCAAGUUGCUUCUUGAACAUCUCACAUUGUUGAACUUUGUUAGAAUAGUGCAAUCUGUCGUAAUCUAAUCCAAUUUCUCCAAACGCCUUGACAUGUCCUAACUUGUGUCCUUCUUCUGCUAUAUUUUUCAACCUUGUUAAUUUUUCAUCCACAUCAUCACGUAAAGUGUUUGUAUAUUCGUCAUUAUCCUUGAUGUAGAAUUCCUCAGCAACAGUACAUGGGUGCACACCGGCAGUAGAGUCAAAAUUGUUGGCAUAUUUCUCGCACAAGGUGAAAUGGUUUUGACUUUCUUGGAUAUUGGAAGCUGUGAUCAACAUUUUAUCCACAUUGAACAAAUGUGCUCGAUCAAUCACUUGAUUUAUAUCACAUGGAUGUUUUGAAUGGCCAUUGUACGUCCCUUGGAACAUCCCAUCAGAGAAAUUGACACCGAUGUCGUAAUAUCUUGGUCUCCAUGUUGACAUUUUUCUACAGAACGCUAAACCUCGUUUGAACAUAC